GAGCAAGACCCUGAGGGAGCCGCAGGAGCGUCGCCGCUGCCACCACCACUGCCGCCAACGCGUCUGCAGCUUCUCGGCCUGCCCGCUGCUUGCCGGCGCCUCGGCCGACCGCCCCCGCCCCUCUCCUGGUGCGCCCGCCCUCCUCUUCCUCGUCCUGACGCCCCCCCUCACUCCCAGAAAGCUGCCCAGCCACCAGCAACCCCCCAGUGCCACAAUGGCAACUGCACCAUACAACUACUCUUACAUCUUUAAAUAUAUUAUUAUCGGGGACAUGGGAGUAGGAAAAUCUUGCUUGCUUCAUCAGUUUACAGAAAAAAAGUUUAUGGCUGACUGUCCUCAUGCAAUUGGCGUUGAAUUUGGUAUAAUUGAAGUUAGUGGCCAAAAAAUCAAACUGCAGAUUUGGGAUACAGCAGGACAGGAGAGGUUUAGGGCUGUCACACGAAGCUACUACAGAGGAGCUGCGGGAGCACUUAUGGUGUAUGAUAUCACUAGAAGAAGUACAUAUAAUCACUUAAGCAGCUGGUUGACAGAUGCAAGGAAUCUCACCAGUCCAAAUACUGUAAUAAUUCUCAUAGGAAAUAAAGCAGAUUUGGAGGCACAGAGAGAUGUUACAUAUGAAGAAGCCAAACAGUUUGCUGAAGAAAAUGGCUUAUUGUUCCUUGAAGCAAGUGCAAAAACGGGAGAGAACGUAGAAGAUGCUUUCCUUGAGGCUGCCAAGAAAACCUAUCAGAACAUUCAGGAUGGAAGCUUGGAUCUGAAUGCUGCUGAGUCUGGUGUACAACACAAACCUUCAGCCCCACAGGGAGGCCGGCUAACCUGUGAACCCCAACCCCAGAGAGAAGGCUGUGGCUGCUAGUGACCUCUUUGCCGUGGCUCUCAUUUGACCUUUCACCUCUGUCUGUUGGAAGCAGUACUUUUUACUUACUGCCUCAUUGUCUUCUGUACAUCCUACUGGGUUUAAUUAAAAAAGAAAAAAGAGAAAACAACUCUGUUGUAAAAACAGUUUAACACAAUACUAAACUGCUAAACACCUAGAUGUAAUCAGGUUAUCAAAGGCAAGUAGAGUAAUAAAUCUCUUCUGCAUGGUAAAUCUAGACUUUUUUUCCCCCUUGAUUGUCCUCAUGAUAGGUAUGUCACCAGUACAUGAUUUAAACUGAGCACUGAUGCUGGACUUGAGU
Molecule: messenger RNA, 1178 nt
Organism: Eubalaena glacialis (North Atlantic right whale)
Lineage: Eukaryota; Metazoa; Chordata; Mammalia; Artiodactyla; Balaenidae
Product: ras-related protein Rab-14-like
Exons: 1
Coding region: 215-856 (213 amino acids)
Biological process (GO): defense response to bacterium; Golgi to endosome transport; endocytic recycling
Cellular component (GO): phagocytic vesicle; Golgi apparatus; recycling endosome
Molecular function (GO): GTP binding; GTPase activity
Source: RefSeq, a predicted model, not a curated record